GCAGAGUGCAGAGAGAGGAAUUUGGAUCGAUGGGAAGGGGAAGAGUGCAGUUGAAGAGGAUCGAGAAUAAGAUUAAUAGGCAAGUCACGUUCUCAAAGAGAAUUUUUUUUUUUUUUAGCAGCAGAGAAAGAAGAAGAACAACUCGAGCAUGGCACAAACGCUAGCGAUGCCCGUAGCUCCCUCUCUCGCCCUAAUCUCAAACCAUAGACCUCUUUCCAGAGCCGUCUAUUUCCCUGUUCUCAACCCUCCCAAGGUGAGAGGGUUAAGCAUAGAGUGCGCUCGAGUUGGCGGAGUGGAGAUUCCGAACAACAAGAGAAUCGAGUUAUCGCUACAGUACAUCCAUGGAAUCGGAAGGAGCAGAGCUCGCAAGAUUCUCUGCGAUAUAAGCAUGGACAACAAGGUCACUAAGGAUCUCAGCGAUGAGGAACUCAUCACUCUUAGAGAUAAAGUCUCCAAAUACGUCAUUGAAGGCGAUUUGAGGAGGUUCAAUGCGCUGAAUAUAAGGAGAUUGAAGGAGAUUCAAUGUUACAGAGGAUGUUGGAAGUGUUCAAGUAGCUGCUUCUCAAAGAGUAUUUUUAUAGAAUACGGAUUGAAUCAAAAUGAAGAAGCAAGAACAGAGUUGAGAGCAGUAGAUGCGUGGAUACUGACUGACAAGCCUUACUCUAAUCAAUCCAUUCAUUCGGUGAGAGGGUUAAGCAUAGAGUGCGCUCGAGUUGGCGGAGUGGAGAUUCCGAACAACAAGAGAAUCGAGUUAUCGCUACAGUACAUCCAUGGAAUCGGAAGGAGCAGAGCUCGCAAGAUUCUCUGCGAUAUAAGCAUGGACAACAAGGUCACUAAGGAUCUCAGCGAUGAGGAACUCAUCACUCUUAGAGAUAAAGUCUCCAAAUACGUCAUUGAAGGCGAUUUGAGGAGGUUCAAUGCGCUGAAUAUAAGGAGAUUGAAGGAGAUUCAAUGUUACAGAGGAUAGGUAGAUAGGUACGUUUGCUGAAGAAGGCAAACGAAAUCUCAGUGCUAUGCGAUGCCGAAGUCGCACUCAUCAUCUUCUCUACCAAAGGCAAGCUCUUCGAAUAUUCCAGCGAUCCCUGGGAUGGAUCAUAUCAUUGAGUCUUCAAGCAGGUAACCUCCUAAUCGCCGAUUCAGAUCCAUUAAGAACUCAGUCGCCACACACCAAAACCCUAAUCUCUCUGAGAGCGACUUCGCAUUCCACUUUCAGCAGAGAUGGGUGAGGAGGUGAAAGCAAUUGUUCCCGUGUCUGUGCUUAAGAAGCAAAAGAGGGAAGAGGAAUGGGCCUUGAAGAAAAAGGAGGAGCUUGAUGCUGCAAAGAAAAAGAGAGCUGAGAGCCGCAAGCUCAUUUACAGCAGGGCAAAGCAAUAUGCAAAGGAAUACCAGGAGCAG
Molecule: messenger RNA, 1395 nt
Organism: Arachis duranensis
Lineage: Eukaryota; Viridiplantae; Streptophyta; Magnoliopsida; Fabales; Fabaceae
Exons: 9
Coding region: 149-967 (272 amino acids)
Biological process (GO): translation
Cellular component (GO): mitochondrion; small ribosomal subunit; ribosome
Molecular function (GO): structural constituent of ribosome; RNA binding
Source: RefSeq, a predicted model, not a curated record